Molecule: messenger RNA, 570 nt
Organism: Leishmania major strain Friedlin
Lineage: Eukaryota; Euglenozoa; Kinetoplastea; Trypanosomatida; Trypanosomatidae
Exons: 1
Coding region: 1-570 (189 amino acids)
Source: RefSeq, a predicted model, not a curated record
AUGGCACCUCCCGUUGGCCGCAUCGCCACCGACGUUGUGGUCCGCUCGUCGAAGCGCGUGCCCUCUCUAGCCGCACCACGCAGCUACCCUCUCGCCAGCACUAUCAUCUGUGCCUCUCUUCGCUCCACGGUCACGGCUGCGGCUGUUGCUGAGCCAGGCACCGUCGCGUCACCGGCGAGCGCGCUGGUGUGCAGCAGCCGCACCUUCUACGACAAGAUCCGCGAGAAGCGGGACGGGAGUGAAGACGAGGGACCAGAUCAGAUGUUUCAGGACUUUCCCAAGGACCCGAACCGGCAGCGUGUCCCGGCUGAGCUGCACAGGAGCAAUCAAACGGCGGUCGAAGACGCCGAGAAGAUCAGCCGGGUCUUCUGCGUCUUUCUCUUGCUGUUGUUUGGCGGCUUGUUGUACGUGCUGAACCCGUUCCAGAGCGACCCGUACGGCCGCCCCGAUGGGUACGGGAUGACGGAGCGUAAGCUGGUCUACGGCAGCAGCGACCUCGCCUGCAACAACAGCAGCAGCGGCCGCCGACGCGAAGAAGAAGAUAUGCGGAGCAUCAGACGGCUCGCGUAG